Messenger RNA from Schizophyllum commune H4-8, 806 nucleotides. RefSeq lists its product as uncharacterized. Lineage: Eukaryota; Fungi; Basidiomycota; Agaricomycetes; Agaricales; Schizophyllaceae. The transcript has 3 exons. The record is from RefSeq and is a predicted model, not a curated record. The coding region runs from base 1 to 663 and encodes 220 amino acids.
AUGAGCUCGCGAAGAGCUGGAAGAUUGGAGCGAGCGGGAGAGGCGGAACAGAGGGGAGGAGAGUAUAUGCGCGACGGCGAAUCCGACUUUUCCCCGGAUCUGGGCUUCCGCCGAGCAGCCCUUUUGCUAGCGAGCGCCCAUACAACAUUGAGGACCCGCGAGCGACACCCGACUCGCGCUCUACGUACCCGCCGUCGGACAGCAAUUCACGCCCACACAUUUUCUCCUCGGAUUUCGCCUUCCGCCGACCACUCCCAAGCGGGCAGUCUUGCUUUCAACAAAGCGCGACUACGACGGCUGACGAGUUCGAGCUCAGGACGAGGAUCUCGCGCCCUACACCCUCCCCACACCUUACGACGACGACGACCUCGGUUUCUCUUCGGAUUCGGGCUUCCGCCGACCACCCCCUACGACGACGGGUACGGCUUCGAGCUCCACGGCUUUGGUCAUCGACGGCGGUUACGAUUCCGACUCGCGGGCACGUCUUCGACACGACUCCGACUCUUGACAGCGCGCUCGACCUGCAGCUUCGCGCGCACCCGUCUCCAAGCCCGACUUCAAGGUCGGGGUCUCUUCGGUGAGCACCUCGCACUUCCCGCUCACUCACGGCUGGAUCAGGUCUGUCUCGUCUUGUCUCCCCCUUCACUCCUCGCUCCCUCUUGAUGUACCCACUCUAGCUCGCUCCCCCUCUCAAUCUAGCUCGAGGAGCUUGUUCGAGUGUCAAAUUCUCCUUAGCACGAGUUUGCCUUGGCUUGUAUAUACCCUGCAUCUGUAGUAGCCGUCUGAAUAGACUGUUUUCAAACCUU